This is a messenger RNA of Penicillium cataractarum, 1317 nucleotides long. RefSeq names its product protein pex26 (gene pex26). The record is from RefSeq and is a predicted model, not a curated record. The transcript has 2 exons. Lineage: Eukaryota; Fungi; Ascomycota; Eurotiomycetes; Eurotiales; Aspergillaceae. Bases 1 to 1317 code for a protein of 438 amino acids.
AUGUCUGACGGAAUGUCGUCUUCUCACACCCAACUCUCCUCCACGUCCUCCGCCUCCACCCCCGCGAAGCUCUGCUCCAAAACCUACAAGAAAGCUUCCCAGCUCUACCUCACGCGACGUCUACCGGAGUCGCUUGCCUCUCUCCAACCGAUUAUCACCGUCCCAACUCCCCAAGAUGAACACCUCACUAAUGGCGAUCAUGCCGCCGCGGUCGCGCCGAUCGCCACCGCCCCCAGCACGUGGAGGAUCAAGGUCUGGAAUCUCUACAUUACGCUUCUCAGCGGAAUUGUAGACCUCGGCGCAGAGGAAGGAAAGAGUCAAUUUGGCCAGAAAGAGUGGAAAGCGAUUGCUACGCAAGUACGCGAAGGUGGAAUUUGGGAGACCGUCGUGCAGGUCGGUUACCGGGGGCGGGAAGGCUCCGUGGACGCCGAGGUUGUCUACAACUUGGCGACUUUAAUCCUCAAUCACUCGUCCUCCCAAUCGCUCAACCAACAACGUCUCGAGACCUACCUGUCAUCCUACGGGCAACCGAACCUAGAUCUCGCAGAUCGCCUUCAGGAUGCAUCGGACGGCCUUCAGCAGCACCGCAUCUCGGCUGCCAAUGGGACUGAUACGCCGAAGGAUCUGGCUGCCCGUGUGCGAAUCAUCGAGUUGUUUACUCUGCACGUGCUGCCUCGGAACGAAGAAUGGGAGUACGCACAAGAAUUCAUCAACUUGAGCGAGGUCUUGGAUGAGGAACGGAAAGAGCUUUUCCUGCAAACAUUGGAGGGUCUGAAGGAAGAAAAAGAACGAGGAGAAAUGCGCGCCGCCGAGCUCCAGCGCCAAAAGGACGCUGAACUCGAGCGGCAGCGAGAUGACGAGCGUCGGCAAGCCGAGGAAGAAGCAACAAAAGCCGCAGCCGCCCAAACAAAUGGCCACAAGCGGAAUACUAGCGAGGUGGACUACGGUAUCGAGAAAGGUAGCCCACGCAGCAAAGCCAAGGGAUCCAAAGCGUCAGACAAGCCAACGCCGAGCGGCAAAUCCAGCUCACGGACGGCGCUUUCAUCAAACUCCAAGAGCGCAAAGAAGCAGGUCAAGCCUGAAUCUCGAAGCCAAACUCGGGCUGCGGCGACCAUGCUACGCAAUAUAUUCAAGAAGAUCAUUCAAAGCGUGUCUGGAAACCCGCUCUCAAUAGCGCGUACCUUGCUAUUCGUGCUUGGUAUCUUGAUGGCUAUGAGCCGGCAGGAUGUGCGUGAACGAGUCCGCCGGAUUACGGGCUCUGCGUGGCAGAAGGUGAAGGGUACUGUUGGAAUGGGUGUGAAGGUGAGCUAUAUCUGA